AAGUUAUUUUUAGUUAUUUUAUUUAUAGAUACGAAUUUAUUGAAGUAUCUGCAAAAAAAUCAGCUACAAGCAUUUUGUAUAUUUUGUGUAAAAAUUUUUUUACAAUAUUCUUUUGAUUAUUGUUGAUUGAAUAAUAGUGGCAGUGCUAGUUGUUGUUAGUGUUCAAUAAAAAAAUUAGGAAAUUGCCAUUAUAACAAUGAAUUGUAGGCCACGUGUUAUUCCUGUUGCUCAAGCACCGCCGUCAGUUGUAUAUGUCCCUGCACAAAAUAAUUGCCCCUAUCCCAUCGGACCUCCAAGUGGACAUCCCGCAAUGCCACCUUUGCCGUUGUUAACAACUCGACUACAUCACGAUCACACCAGAGCUAGGUCUGUACCAGAAUUAUGUGAAAACAGUGCUACAUCGCACGUAUUGUCUUACGAUAGAAGAAGGUCAGGAAGACCACACUCUAGGUCUAAUGUUUCUUUGGACCGUAACUCACAUAUAAGAUAUACUCCCACGCCAAUAUCAAUGCCUUUUCCUGAGACAAUUUUAGAUCGCAGAGUCGAAUAUCCUGAACAUAGAAAUUAUCCACCUGAACCACCUCCAAGAACAAGCUCGCAACUACCAUCGGACACUCAACUUUAUCCACCUGAACCACCUCGAAGAACAGCCUCGCAACUACGAUCAGACACUCAACUUUAUCCACCUGAAGCACCUCCAAGAACAACCUCGCAACUACCAUCAGACGCUCAGCUUCAAGUAGACGAUCGCCAUUUUAUGAGAUCUAUGACAUUACCGUCGAAUUAUAGAACUAGAACUGCACCUUCCGCACCUUUGGCGGCUGAAGAAGAUUUUAGACUGGCUGAUGGAAAUAUCAACCACGAAUUACCACCCCCCUCCUAUGAUGACGUAAUGCGGGAAAUUAGACACGAACGAGCUAGAUCAAUGAUAAGCCGACGUUAACUUUUUAUUUGAAAAACUUAAAGCAUACAAUGCACAAAUACUGGAAUACCUACAUGUUGUAUAUUAAUUGAAAUAUCCCAAAAAACAUUGCUCCUUUUUUAUUUUUUUAAGAUUAAUUCAAAUUUGACAUAUGAUUGUUUUUUAAUUAAUUUAUUUUUUUAUAAAAGAAAAUAAAAUAUAUAAACUACCUCAAGCAUUUUUUAGCUAAUCUAAAAUAACUUUGGAAGAAAUAUUGC
Molecule: messenger RNA, 1179 nt
Organism: Diabrotica balteata
Lineage: Eukaryota; Metazoa; Arthropoda; Insecta; Coleoptera; Chrysomelidae
Source: the annotation of a GenBank genome assembly